This is a messenger RNA of Phragmites australis (common reed), 2118 nucleotides long. Its product is annotated as putative FBD-associated F-box protein At5g56440. The transcript has 3 exons. Gene Ontology annotation, molecular function: protein binding. The coding region runs from base 203 to 1744 and encodes 513 amino acids. The record is from RefSeq and is a predicted model, not a curated record. Lineage: Eukaryota; Viridiplantae; Streptophyta; Magnoliopsida; Poales; Poaceae.
ACUCGUCACUGGAGAGUGUCUACUGUCCAUGGCUACUGGGCGUCCGUGCCGCCACCUACUUCCAUUCCCAAUUCUCCAUGGUCGGCUGCACCACGGCUAGUCCUCUCGUCGGCGACCAUCGGAGAAAUCUCAAUUCCUGGGUGAAACCCAACCAACACAACCCAGGUGGAGGCGAUCGGCCACUCGCGGCGUUGAAUCGACGAUGCGUGGCAUUUGGGAGAAAAUCCGGUCCGCGGUUUGCAUAUCCGGCGGAAACCGCCGCAGGCCCCCAACCCCUUCGUCCCCGAACCACGCUGCCGCCGAUGGCGAAGGACGCGGCGGCGGAGGCGUGGGGGAGGAGGACCUCAUCAGCUCGCUCCCCGACGACGUGCUCCUCCUCGUCCUCCUCCGCCUCCCGUCCGCCGCGGUCGCCGCGCGGACCUGCGUCCUCUCCCACCGCUGGCGCCGCCUCUGGGCGCACCUCCCGGAGCUGCGGUUCCCGCACCCCACCGACCUGGUCCGCGCCCGCGCAGCGCUCACCGCCCACGCGGACCCCGCGCUCCGCCUGCUGCGCGUCGUCGCCAGUGGCGCCGACCCUGGCGACGUGGCCGCGGUACUCCUCCUCGCCGCGCCACGCCUCACCGGCGAUCUCUUCUUCCACAACAUGGCGCUGGAGGAGCACCGGGCCGGGGCUGGUGGCGCCGUCGAGCUGCCCUGCUUCGAGAAGUCUGAACGGAUUUUCCUCCACCUAGGGUACCUUGGCCUCAUGCUCCCGCAGUCCGGCGUGUUCGCGAAGCUCACUGUGCUGCGCGUGACCCACGUCCGGUUCCAUGGCCCCUGCGACCUCGGCGACGCCCUCUCGUCAGCGCGGUGCCCGUCACUGCGAGACCUCCGUAUCGACUACGCUCAAGGGGUGUCCAACCUUGCCGUCCAUUCGGAGUCUCUGCUCAUUAUGGAUUUGUUUAGGCUGGAAGGGUUGCAGCAGCUCACGGUUGUGGCGCCAAUGCUUACAAAACUGUGUGUCUUCGGCUGCUUCUUGAUUGGGAGCCAACCAGUGGCUGACAUCUCUGCCCCGGUUCUAGAAACUCUCUGGUGGUCUAAUGUGUAUGAUCCGAGCUCGGUCCAGUUCGGUGAGCUCGCACACCUACAGAGAUUGACCACCUACACCGUUGCCAGGUACGGAUCGCCUGAUUAUCUAUACAGUCGGGACACUGUGAUGCUAUUGCAGCACUUUAAAAAGAUCCCAAUUCUUGAUCUUCAAAUCGCCCAUCCAUAUGAAGCUAUGGUUAACUCCCAGGAUUUGAUGGAAGUCCUAACCUUGCUCCCUGACAUUGAGAUGUUUCACCUGUUAGUAUCAAUCAACGGACAUGCCUUUGGACCUUGUGUACUCCAUUUGCUUAGGAUUUCUCCAGGUAUAAGAAAACUGAAGCUGACGAUACAUGAAGAUAUUCAGGGACAAACUGCUUGUCCACCGGGUUGUGUUUGUCAUCAGCCACAAGACUGGGAAACUGAGGGACUCUUCUUGAAUUCUCUCCAGGAAGUGGAGAUCUGUGGAUCCAGAGGAGCAGAACAUGAACUCGCAUUUCUGAAACGUCUAUUGAGAUGGGCGGCAGCGCUCAAAACAAUUACUAUAGUUUUCGAUCCUGCCGUUGCUGUCAGUGAGGAGCUUUGUAAGGAGCUACUCGGCCUCUCUGGGCCAGAGGCUUGCAUGAAGAUUUACUUAUAUCGUGAUGGGGCAAUGGUGAUGUAUGCACAGGUAGACUAGGGCAGUUUUAAGGGCUGUGUCUUACCGAGUAUGACUAACUUUGGCAUCGAAAUAUGACCGUAACUUCGACACUGUAUGGUCAUAGUGACUACCCAACUGCUUUACAUAAGGACUUGGAGUGGCUUCACGUGUAGUUUGUGGCCACUGACCAAUCUUAUAUGAGGAUCUGCACACAAGUAUGAAAUGCGAUGCUUGGCCGGUUCUUUCCACUUAAGUAGUGACAUAUUAUUAAAUUACUUUAUCACUACGAAAGUGAUGGUUCUUGCAUGUUUCCAGGAGUAGUGGUGCUCUUUUGCAGAUUUACAUGCUUUGUUUCUUCUUGUGGACUGACAAAAGCUUCCAUAUGACAUGCAAUUUUGUUUGUACUGGUAAAA